AUAAAUCGAAAUCAUAUCAUAUCAUAUCCUGUGGAAGCCUCAUGUUUACAUCCCUAAUGAUUACUGACGUGAAGUUUGUGUGAAUAAAACUGCAAAGAACGAGUAAUAAAAGAAUUUCAACUCAAGGGUUGGAUUACAGGCUAUAAUAGGAUUUGAUAUUAGCCAAUAAUAUUACGCAAUAAUAAUAUGAGGGAGCGGAUUAAUUGGGAACAAAUUAACGCAUCGUCUCUCUCUCUCUCUCUCUCUCACACACACACACUCUCUCUCUCUCUCUCUCUCUCGCUCUCUCUUUGGCACAUUUCCCUGUUCUUCCUCGUUCCCAAACUGUCCUCAAAUAAUCAGCACGACUGUCUGCGCAGUUUUAAAUCCACUGCGCCACGGAUCAUUUUGUGUAAUCUCUGAGCACUUUUUUUUUUUGUUGCUUUUUUUGCGCUAAUUGUAAUUAGAGAUACGAUGUGAUUGAAGGCUUUCACCAUGAAUCCUCACUGCGCGCGCUGCGGGAAAAUCGUCUACGCCACUGAGAAAGUGAACUGCCUGGACAAGUACUGGCACAAAGGAUGCUUCCACUGUGAGGUGUGCAAAAUGACCCUGAACAUGAACAACUACAAAGGAUACGAGAAGAAGCCUUACUGCAAUUCGCACUACCCUAAGCAGACGUUCACGAUCGUCGCAGACACGCCGGAGAACCUGCGUCUGAGGCAGCAAAGUGAGCUGCAGAGUCAGGUGAAGUACAGGAAGGAUUUUGAAGAGAGUAAGGGUCGUGGUCUCCGAUUUCUUGUAGACACACCAGAAGUGCAGAGACUGAAGAAAGCCCAGGAUCAGAUCAGUAACGCGAAAUAUCAUAAGGAUUUUGACAUGCCAGGCUUGCACGGUGUCACUCAGGGCGUUAGAGGAACUUAUCUGGUGCGGGCGCAGACGAGACCCGAGCAUCAGACGCUGCAGGGGAGCUGCGCCACACACAGAGGUGUGAAUCAGUACACCAUGGAGAUGGAUCGGAGGCCAGGUGUCAUUGUAGCCCCUGUGCUUCCUGGAGCUUAUUACCCGAGCGGUUAUAAUCAGGGACACAGCUACAUGCAUCAGACCAGCAUGCACUCCCUCAGAUCCAUGCAGCUGCAGUCGCAUCCAACAACCACGAGCGUGUACAGGGCUUUGUAUGACUACACGGCGCAGGACUGUGACGAAGUGUCGUUCCGGGACGGCGAUCUGAUCCACAACGUGCACCCCAUCGAUGAGGGUUGGAUGUUUGGGACGGUGCAGAGGACGGGCCGCUCGGGCAUGCUGCCCGCUAACUACGUGGAGGGCAUCCGCUAA
Molecule: messenger RNA, 1311 nt
Organism: Ictalurus furcatus (blue catfish)
Lineage: Eukaryota; Metazoa; Chordata; Actinopteri; Siluriformes; Ictaluridae
Gene: nebl
Product: nebulette
Exons: 7
Coding region: 475-1311 (278 amino acids)
Cellular component (GO): focal adhesion
Molecular function (GO): actin filament binding
Source: RefSeq, a predicted model, not a curated record